CCCCGGCGGCGGCGGCGGCGGCGGCGGCGGGUCGUGCCGAGCCGCGCGCGGCGGGAGCUGGCGGUCACCAUGGCAAUGAGGGAGCUGGUGGAGGCCGAAUGCGGGGGUGCCAACCCGCUCAUGAAGCUGGCAGGACACUUCACCCAGGACAAGGCCCUGCAGCAGGAGGGCUUGAAGCCGGGCCCCUGGCCCCCGGGCACCCCGGCCUCCGAAGCGGUUUCAAAGCCUUUGGGAUCAGCCUCCGAAGAUGAGUUGGUGGCCGAGUUCCUCCAGGACCAGAAUGUACCACUUGUAUCCCGGGCGCCGCAGACCUUUAAGAUGGAUGACCUCUUGGCCGAGAUGCAGGAGAUCGAACAGUCAAGUUUCCGGCAGGCACCCCAGAGAGCUCCUGGGGUGGCCGACUUGGCCUUGUCUGAGAACUGGGCCCAGGAGUUUCUCGCAGCUGGAGACGCUGUGGACGUCGCUCAGGAUUAUAACGAGACUGACUGGUCUCAAGAAUUCAUCUCUGAAGUCACAGACCCUUUGUCCGUGUCCCCGGCCCGCUGGGCUGAAGAAUACCUGGAGCAGUCUGAGGAGAAGCUGUGGUUGGGGGAGCCCGAGGGGACGGCGGGAGCCGAUCGCUGGUAUGACGAGUAUCACCCCGAGCUGGAUCUGCAGCGCACGGCCAGUGACUUCGUGGCCAAGGUCGAUGACCCCAAAUUGGCCAACUCGGAGUUCCUGAAAUUCGUGCGGCAGAUUGGCGAGGGGCAGGUGGCCCUGGAGUCCGGUGCAGGGUCUGGCCGAGCUCAGGCAGAGCAGUGGGCGGCAGAGUUUACCCAGCAGCAGGAUACCUCGGAAGCUUGGGUGGACCAGUUCACGAGGCCGGUCAACACCUCCACCCUGGACAUGGAGUUCGAACGUGCCAAGUCCGCUUUAGAGUCUGAUGUCGAUUUCUGGGACAAGUUGCAGGCAGAGCUGGAGGAGAUGGCGAAACGGGACGCCGAGACCCACCCCUGGCUCUCCGACUAUGACGACCUCGCCGCCGCUUCCUAUGAUAAGGGGUACCAGUUCGAAGAGGAGAACCCCCUGCGGGACCACCCUCAGCCUUUUGAGGAAGGGCUGCGGCGGCUGCGGGAGGGAGACCUGCCCAACGCCGUGCUGCUGUUCGAGGCGGCCGUGCAGCAGGACCCCAAGCACAUGGAGGCUUGGCAGUACCUGGGCACCACGCAGGCCGAGAACGAACAGGAGCUGUUAGCCAUCAGUGCUCUGCGGAAGUGCCUGGAGCUGAAGCCGGAUAACCGCACGGCCCUGAUGGCGCUGGCCGUCAGCUUCACCAACGAGUCCCUGCAGCGCCAGGCGUGUGAGACCCUUCGGGACUGGCUGCGCUACACCCCCGCCUACGCCCACCUGGUGCCGGGAGAGGAAGGGGCCGGCGGGGCGGGCCUGGGCCCCAGCAAGCGCAUCCUGGGCUCCCUGUUCACUGACGCCCAGUUCCUGGAGGUGAAGGAGCUCUUCCUGGCUGCCGUGCGCCUGGACCCCUCGGCCAUCGACCCGGACGUGCAGUGCGGCCUGGGCGUCCUCUUCAACCUCAGCGGGGAGUAUGACAAGGCCGUGGACUGCUUCACCGCGGCGCUCAGCGUGCGGCCCAACGACUACUUGCUGUGGAAUAAACUCGGGGCCACCUUGGCCAACGGGAACCAAAGUGAAGAGGCAGUGGCCGCAUACCGGCGGGCCCUGGAGCUCCAGCCCGGCUACAUCCGGUCCCGAUACAACCUGGGCAUCAGCUGCAUCAACCUCGGGGCCCACCGGGAAGCCGUGGAACACUUCCUGGAGGCCCUGAACAUGCAGAGGAAGAGCCGGGGUCCCCGGGGCGAGGGGGGCGCCAUGUCCGAGAAUAUUUGGAACACCCUGCGCUUGGCGCUGUCGAUGUUAGGCCAGAGCGAUGCCUACGGGGCGGCCGAUGCCCGGGACCUGCCCGCCCUCCUGUCCCUGUUUGGCCUGCCCCAGUGACAGGGGGAUGGGCUGCCCUGUGAGUGUCCACCUCGAGGGGUCCCCGCGCCGGAUGUGACUCCCUCUCCCCCAAUGGGCCAGCCAAGGGGGUGGGCUGAUGACCACAAGCGGUACGGCCCCUGGGGGGCGGCCUCCAUGUAGGGGUGGGUGGUUCUGUGUUCCAGCGCCUACGUAAUUGUAGGACCGGGAGCCGGGUGGUCUCGGAGGGCCCUUGGUUAAUUCGAGGGUGACACGGCCAGCCUCUGAUCUCUCUGCUCAUCGGGCUCUUUCUUGGUGCUGCUGGUUUUUUUUUUUAAUUAUUAUUUUUGGGUAGGCCCCCUCCCCCCCAACGGCACCGUCAGCUGCCGAUGCGAACAUCUGUCCUGUUCACCUUUGCCCCCCUGCCUUCCCAGGGAAUCCGGAAUGGCCGUGGCUGCCCGGAGCCGUAUGUGGGAGGUGCUGGGGUGGGUGCCCCUCUGAUGAAUGUACAUAGAGCGAGAGCCACAGGGAGGUGGCCCGUUGGGCGGAACUGGUGGUUUGGCACCACAGAGCUGAUCCUUGCUAGAGGGGCUCCUUGCCAGGUGUUCCUUGGCCCUCACUUGGCCAGCAUUCAGAUGCCCCAGGGGUGCUGAGGGGAAGCCCGCAUCCUUCUCAGGGCCAUGGGUACCACUGGUCUGGUUGCACCGGGGAUGGGGCGGGAGGCGGAAAUCUGUAUUUCCGAAUUAGAUCUCGAAGGGACCCGACGGGCCGAAUCCAGGGCGCCGUUCUGGGCUUUUGGGUCGAUGGACAGAGCAAGUGGGACAGCGAUGCCACCAGAGCACCCGUACUUCCUCCUCCAGGCCUGCGGCUGCAGGAUUUCAGCUACGUCUUCCAGAGAAUUCGUUCAGGAAUUGCAGUCUUCCAGCCUCCUAGUCAGGAGGGAGCUCACCAUUGCCAUAAGCCUUUGUUGCACUUCUCGGAAUGUUUCUAGGGGAGUGGAUUGAAAAUACUGCUUCCCCCCCAUACAACCUCCGUAAGGUGAAGAUUGAGGGAAGAUGAGGAGGCAGCUCAGAUUCUUCCCAACCGUCCCCUCCGUGGGGAGGUGACCUGCACUAGCCACCCAGACAUGACUGCGAAACCUCUUGCCUUGUCUUCCAUAGCGAGCGAUCAGAGAGAUUGUUUUGUUUUGUUUUUUGAGAGACUACCAUGGUCCCAAGUUCCAUCUGAAAUUUAUUUUUUCUUUGUAUGAAUAUAUGUAAAUGAUUUAAAAAAAAAUAAAACGGUAAACUAUUUGUAUGAAGAGUAA
Messenger RNA from Sorex fumeus (smoky shrew), 3253 nucleotides. RefSeq names its product peroxisomal biogenesis factor 5 (gene PEX5). Gene Ontology annotation, biological process: protein import into peroxisome matrix, docking. Bases 70 to 1989 code for a protein of 639 amino acids. Gene Ontology annotation, molecular function: protein binding. Gene Ontology annotation, cellular component: peroxisomal membrane; cytosol. The record is from RefSeq and is a predicted model, not a curated record. Lineage: Eukaryota; Metazoa; Chordata; Mammalia; Eulipotyphla; Soricidae. The transcript is spliced from 16 exons.